Messenger RNA from Corticium candelabrum, 1470 nucleotides. RefSeq names its product IgGFc-binding protein-like. Lineage: Eukaryota; Metazoa; Porifera; Homoscleromorpha; Homosclerophorida; Plakinidae. Gene Ontology annotation, cellular component: extracellular matrix. The transcript has 3 exons. The record is from RefSeq and is a predicted model, not a curated record. The coding region runs from base 1 to 1470 and encodes 489 amino acids.
AUGGCCUACACAGGCAACUUUCAAUCUCGAAAAGGUGAAACGAAUUUUGAUCGCAUUUCUGGCAGUGUCCACGCUUGCAAAAACAACACUUUGCUGCAAGCUGCUGCUGCCAAUUACUGCAAUUUCAUCCAGGAGACAGCAGGUCCCUACUCAGCAUGUCAUUCCUUCGUCAAUCCGACAGAAAGUUUUGAUGCCUGCAUGUCUGAUUUCUGCAACUGUAAGAAAGAGAAACACAGCGAUUGUGCCUGCAGUGCGGCUAAAGAUUACGAGAAGCAAUGCUUAGCCAAAGGAGUGAUUGCAUUCAGGUCAAUCGUCGAUGCCUGCGGCGUAUGCGGUGGGGACGGCACCUCUUGCAGCCAAAAAUACUCUACGUGCACCGUUUUCAGCAGCCCGCUAGCCUCGGUCAAUGGAAAAAAGCAGAAAUUUACAACGUUCGACUGCUUAUUGCACAAAUUUCAAGGUUCUUGCGAAUACGUUUUGGCACGUGACUGCACUGAUGGCUUGUUUGAUAUCCACAUUGAGAAUGACUGUCCUUUUCCAAAUGGCAUCCGUACUACUUGGACAAAAGGCAUUGCUAUUCGUACACGUCAGCUCGGCGUGGUUAAAGCUCUUCUUUCUUACAAAGAAACCAAAGUCUAUAUGAACGAUAGUCUUUUAAGUUGGCCAUCAACAAAUUAUGGAGCCGACGGUUCUCGAAUUCUCUUGUUCACUGAAGUAAUGGAAGACAAAGUUGAGAUCGUUUUGGCAAGCAUAGAUGUCAGGAUAUCAGUGAUUGAUCAACAUCAAAUAGUUGUAUCUAUUCCAAGAUCAUUUAUUAAUAAAACUUGCGGCUUGUGUGGUAACUACAAUGGCAACCCAGAGGACGACCUCAUGCUGACCAAUGGAAAGUCGCUGCCAGUCAGUAACGUAGACGGUUCUACGUCCGCUAUGUCUGUCUCUAACUAUCUCACGUUUGGUACCAACUGGACUGCACAGGGCAAGGACAGACUACUCUUAAGCCCGAGCGACACUUGUGGUAAGCUCAUCCAUGUAUCCUAUUGCGAUCAACUGUUGGAUCGCAGAGAAACAGUCGAAAAAUUUUGCGAAGUUAUUAUUGAUCCGAAAGGACCAUUUGCUGAAGCUCACAGUUACACCGAUCCAGAGACAGCGUACAAGCAAUGUGUACUGAGCGGCUGCGCGCAUGAUGGAGAUAAAAAAUAUGCAUGUUCAGCAAUCUUAUCAUACCGAGAUCAAUGUCAAAGAUGCAACAAAAAUUUCCUUAGACCCGUCGUGCCAGAUUGCGAAAUAUCAUGUAGCAAUCUUACUACACCAGCGGAUGGUUCCAAAAAAGGCAGCUGGAAUUCUUUUAAAGACAUAAUAACAUUUUCUUGCAACAACGGAUUUACUUUAUCUGGAUCAACUUUCCGUCAAUGUCAGGCAAACGGCAGAUGGACCGGUUCUCCUGCAGUCUGUACUGGUAAGAUAUCGUAA